Centruroides sculpturatus (bark scorpion) is the source of this 1535-nucleotide messenger RNA. Its product is annotated as monocarboxylate transporter 7-like. Gene Ontology annotation, molecular function: monocarboxylic acid transmembrane transporter activity. Gene Ontology annotation, biological process: transmembrane transport. The transcript is spliced from 4 exons. Bases 53 to 1414 code for a protein of 453 amino acids. The record is from RefSeq and is a predicted model, not a curated record. NCBI's taxonomy places the organism in Eukaryota, Metazoa, Arthropoda, Arachnida, Scorpiones, Buthidae.
AAUAAUAGACGGAGGAUGGGCUUGGGUUGUGGCUGCUUGUUCUUUUUGGACCAUGCUUACCGUUACAGCUGUUCAAAGAACUUCAGGAGUGCUGUAUAUAGCAAUAAUGAAUUCAUACGAUGUAUCGAGAGAGGCAGCAGCUUGGCCAUUUUUUCUAAGAAAAACAAUUGGAAUGUUUGCAGCUACUUUGAUAGGAAUUAUUGCCUCCGAGUUUCCCAUUAGAUGCCAAAUGUUUAUUGGACUGAUAUCGGCUGUAAUAGGAAUGGGAUCUCUCUUUUUUGUAGACGAUAUACUUUAUAUUACAUUAUUAUUUGGAAUUUUAUAUGGUUUUGGCUCCGGUGUGGUUGGAAUGUGUAAUAUGAUCAAUGUCAAUAAAUUCUUUUCUCGUUAUCGGACUGUAGCUCUAGGAAUCACUUUAGCGGGCAUCUCUGCUGGAGCCUUUGCUCUACCUCCUCUGCUAGAGUUUUCUAUUAAUAAAUAUGGUCUACGAGGUUCCUACCUCAUAUUAACAGGAAUUAUAUUGGAAGGUUUCAUAGCAGCUGUAUUAUAUCGUGAUCCUCCGAGACCAAAGAAACCUAAAGUAGAGAAAAAGGAUAGAAGAACUUCUAGCAUAGCUUCGAUAGCCGAAGUAGUCCACAGAAGAUCCAUAGAAACUGCCAUGACUAUGUUCGAAACUGAAACUCCAACUAGAAAAGAGUCUAUAAGUUUGCAAAUGGAACCACCAAAUCUUCAAAAUGAUUCGACGCAAAACGAAGACUUUCAGAAUAAUUUUUGUUUAAAUUUUUUAAAGUCUUUAUUAUAUAUAUUUAAAUCGCCAAUGUUUCAUGUAAUAUGGUUGUCGUUUAUGAUUUACGAUUUUGCUUUUCAGACAUUUUUAACCGUUAUUGUUGAUCAUGGUAUCGAUUGCGGUAUCGAUGGACAUAAAGCCGUGUUCUUCCUCUCUGCUUCUUCCAUUGCCGAACUCUUUGGUCGCUUGGGUGGUGGAUGGAUCGUUGAUUUACAAUUUAUAAAACGAAAAAAUGCCAUAAGAUUUGGAUUUUCUUUUAUGGCAGGAAUUUUUAUAGGAAUACCAUUUUUAAAAAAUUACAUCGUGUUGUUGUUUCUAACCGCUGUUAUUGGUUUAAUUGGAAGUUUUAUAAACAUCAAUGCAACUGCUGUUUAUGUGGAUUACUUGGGAAUUGAUUAUCUUCCACUUGCUCUAGGAACAGGAGCAACUUUCACCGGUUUGUUAAGUCUAGUUACUCCCAGAAUUAUUGGAUACAUCCGUGAUUCUUCAGGUAGCUACAGCUUGUUAUUCUUCAGUUUUGGUGGAUUAUUAGGAAUUUCAGCUUUAUGCUGGAUAAUGGAGCCAUUAUUAAAUAAAUUUCGACCAAGAAGACCUACUUUCAAGAGAUCAGAAAGUUUAGGAACAUGAUUUUGAUAGAACAUUUUACAAAUCUUUCAUGUUAAGUCGGCAGGUCAUUAUUUUAAAUUGACAAAUGGAUCAACUAGUCAUCAUAGAAAAUGGAUAAUAAUUAGAAAUUACUACGAGUUAA